AAGUACACUGAAGAGGAAAGAUCACUUCUCUGUAAGAAACGUGCCAGCGCUACAUCAUCCUAAAAUCUUCAAAGUACUCACUGCUGAGAUAGGAGAUGCGUUGGAUCAAGAAAGCUGUUGUUAAGGUCUGAUAUAAGAGGCUAGUGGACAAAAUUAAAGAACGCACGAUUGGAGUAAUAUACUCGCACAGGCUGAGUAAGGAGAGAGAGGAAAGAUUUAAAAGGGACCUGCAGAACAACAUUUUCAGUCAGAGGAUGGUCCGCAUAUGGAACGAGCUGCCAGAGGAAGUGUUAGAGUUUUGGAAAUGAAUUUCACCGUCGAUUUGCAGUGUGAGAAGAACAACCAUGAGCACAAGACCAUUGAAAUCAGCACUGAGCGGCUGAUAGUCAGGCGGGGACAGCCUUUCCAUCUCAUACUGCAAUCUUACAGUGAUCAAUUUAUUGACAAUGGCACAGUGGUAAUCUGUGCUGAGACAGGGCCAAAACCUUCAACAGCAUUUGGAACCAAAAUCCUGCUUGAAUUAAAUUCAUACGGUGUAAACCUUUGGAAAGCAGUUGUUGUUUCUAGCACCGGAACCAGAAUGACCUUGCAGAUAUGUCCAUCUCCAAAUGCCAAGAUUGGAAAAUAUAAAUUGUCUCUUCAAAGAAUGAUGGGAAAUGAUGAGAAUUACUUACUUGGGGAGUUCAUCCUCCUCUUCAAUCCAUGGUGCAAAGAGGAUACAGUCUUUUUGGAUAAUGAACAACAACGUCAGGAAUAUGUGAUGAAUGAAGAGGGAAUCAUCUACACUGGUUCUAGUCAUUGUAUUCAAUCACGAGCAUGGUACUUUGGACAGUUUGCAGACAAUAUCCUAGAUGUCUGUCUUAAAUUGAUGGACAAUAAUAACAAAUGCCUGUCAUGCCCAGAAAAAGACUAUGUACGCAGAAAUGACCCUACUUAUAUCAGUAGAAUGGUGUCAGCAAUGGUAAAUUCUUGUGAUGACAAAGGUAUACUUGAAGGCAGAUGGAGUGCACCAUAUUGUGGAGGGACAUGCCCGUGGAAUUGGAAUGGAAGUGUUGCCAUCCUUACAGAAUGGAACGAUCGUGGUUGUAAGAAAGUUCAGUUUGGACAGUGCUGGGUGUUUGCAGCAGUUGCCUGCACAGUUUUGAGAUGCUUAGGAAUUCCAACUCGUGUUGUCACAAACUUUAAUUCUGCUCAUGACAGCAAUGGGAAUUUAACAAUCGAUAAAGUGUGUGAUGAAUAUGGGAGAGACCUUGGAGGCCCAGGUGAUAGCAUCUGGAACUUCCAUGUCUGGAUAGAGAGUUGGAUGGCACGAAAUGAUCUGGUGGCAGGUUAUGAUGGUUGGCAGGUAUUGGACCCAACCCCACAGGAGAAAAGUGAAGGAAUUUAUUGCUGUGGACCAGCUCCUGUCAAAGCAGUCAAAGAAGGAUUCGUGGAUUUGAAGUUUGACAUUCCCUUUGUCUUUGCUGAGGUCAAUGCAGAUCAAGUAACUUGGAUCCAAUGUAGAGAUGGCAGAAAAGAAAAGAUGCAUGUUGAAACACAGCAUGUGGGUCAGAAUAUCAGCACUAAGAGGUGUGGCAGACCCGAUCGUGAAGAUAUUACAGACAAUUACAAAUACCGCGAAGGGUCUUUUCAAGAAAGAGCCAUUGUUUCUGAAGCUGACCUCAGAAAUAGACAUACUCCUCUGCAACCAAGAAAAUUAUUGGUCAAUGUGAAGGCUGAGGAAUCAAUACCUAAUGGAUCUGACAUUAAUGUCUGCAUAACCAUCUCCAACAACAGUUCAACUACAAUGUUCUGCAAUCUUAACUUCAUUGCUCAAAUAAUGAAUUAUAAUGGAAGGUCACUGCACCAAAUUGCAGAGAAGCAUUUUGAUAAAAUUGUUGUUCAAGGCAACAGAGAUGAGAAGGUGGUUCUACAAAUACCUUGCUCAGACUAUGCUGAUUAUAUUGAAAAUCACCAUUUGAUCAAGCUGACUGCUUUGGCAAAUGACUCAGUCACACACACAAGUGCUUUGGGAACGAAAGAUCUUUCUGUGAUCAAUCCUGAUAUUGAUAUUCAGCUCCUGGGUACUCCUAUUUUGAACAGACCGAUGAAAGCAGAAAUAAUUUUGACAAACCCUCUGAGAAUUUCAUUGUACCAAUGCGUUUUCACUGUGGAAGGAUUAGGUCUAAUUCAUGGCAUGCAUCAGACAAGAGUUCAUGAGAUAGGGCCAAAACAAACACUCAGACUACAACUUGAAUUCACUCCAACGAAACCUGGCCCACGGAAGUUAAUGGUCGAUUUUGACUCUGCCAAGUUGAAAGAUGUGAAAGGAUUCAAAAACAUGACUGUCCAAGGAUAUUUAAUGUGAUUUACUUCUCACCUACUCUGUUGCAUAUUUUGUGCUGUUUCAUGAUGUAACUUCAUUUUUUUUAGUAUUCUGUGCAAUCAGAAAUGCUUUGUCAACUAAAUUAGUCAACUGUCAGAACAAUAUAUAUCUCCAGGUUCACUCAUGAUUGUGCAUUUUUAAAAUGGUUAAUCUAUGAAAUAUUUUGGCAGAAUUUAGUCACCAUCAUAGCCACUUUCAAAGUAAAAACUAAAAUAUUCAAGAUGGGCCAUACUGGAGAAGACUCUGCUGCACUUGAUGACAAUCAAUAAUUUGAGAACAUAUCUUUCAUCAAACUGUUCAGAGACACUAUUAUACACGAUUGAAGCAGGUGGGACAUCAAGCCAGGUCACCAGACUCAGAGGCAGGGACUCUACCACUGCAAAACCGUCCCUCAGGCUUUUUUUUGGUAUUUUCUAAUCGACCUGUUCAGAGGUAUUCUUACAUACCACUGAGGCAGGUGGGAUUUGAACCCAGUUCUCCUGGCGCAGAUAGAACAUAGAACAUAGAAGGAUACAGCGCAGUACAGGCCCUUCGGCCCUCGAUGUUGCGCCGACCGAAUCCUACCUAACCUAUACUAGCCCAAUAACUUCCAAAUGCCUAUCCAAUGCCCGCUUAAAUGACCAUAAAGAAGGAGAGUUCACCACUGAUACGGGCAGGGCAUUCCAUGAACUCACAACCCGCUGUGUGAAGAAUCUACCCCUAACAUCUGUCCUAUACCUACCACCCCUUAAUUUAAAGCUAUGUCCCCUAGUAACACCUGACUCCAUUAGCGGUAAAAGGUUCUUAGUAUCUACCCUAUCUAAACCCCUAAUCAUCUUAUACACUUCUAUCAGAUCUCCCCUAAACCUUCUCUUCUCCAAUGAGAACAGCCCCAAGUGCCUCAGCCUUUCCUCAUAAGAUUUUCCUACCAUUCCAGGCAACAUCCUGGUAAACCUCCUCUGCACUCGUUCUAAAGCUUCCACAUCCUUCCUAUAGUAUGGCGACCAAAACUGCACACAAUACUCCAGAUGAGGCCUCACCAGAGUCUUAUACAACUGCAACAUGACCUCAGGACUCCGGAACUCAAUUCCUCUGCCAAUAAAGCCCAGUACACCAUAUGCCUUCCUCACAGCACUAUUUACCUGGGUGGCAACUUUCAGAGAUCAGUGUACAUAGACACCAAGAUCCCUCUGCUCAUCCACACUACCAAGUAGCCUACCAUUAGCCCAGUAAUCCAUCAUCUUGUUAUUCCUACCAAAGUGAACGACUUCGCACUUAGCUACAUUGAUUUUCAUUUGCCACAUUUCCGCCCAGCUCUGCAACUUAUCUAUAUCCCGCUGUAACCUACCACUUCCUUCCUCACUAUCCACAACUCCACCGACUUUUGUGUCAUCCGCAAACUUGCUUACCCAGCUUUCAAGUCCUUCCUCUAGAUCAUUUAUAAAGAUAACAAAAAGCAAUGGUCCCAAAACAGAUCCUUGUAGAGAUAAUACCACUGUACCACAAGACCCCUCAGUGAUUUCAGAAUGGUUGGGCCACCAUCUCAAACAGUCGUUAGUCUUCUUAAAUCUGCUAAUCAGUGGUCCAACAUCUUAUUUUGGACCUGAUGACAAAAUUGAGUUUAAAAAGGUGGCAGUUUUUCUGAGUUUUAUCGCUGCUUAGUCAGCGAUUCUUGAAGAGAACUGUUGAAGACCAGCAAAAAGUCAUCUUACUAUGGAAUGAGAGGAAAACAAAUUCUCCUCCUUCCUCCAGUUAAGUAUGCUUGUUUGCCAUUGUUCCCUUUUCCGGGCUUAAACCAUGGAUGCCUGAGCUAGUCAAUUUCAAACAGGGUCAUUGAGUGUACUAUUAGGACACCCAAAACUUGCCAAUAUUAGAUGAACACCAGUGCCUAACUUCUGGGAAGCCUCUGGCCUUCAUUUUCAAACCACGUUGUCAAUACUGUGUCCCGGUUUUAAACGUGGGAACAAUUUCUUAGCAGCACAUUUUAAAACAUACUUAUGACAGAACAUUUUACAGAAAGGUCUCCACUCAUUCAGAAUCUAAAUUCUUGUUUCUCUGACAUGGUAUGGGUAAAGAGGUAACUAAUAUGAUUAUAUGUAGGGGCAUAAAAUGUGAUCAGGAAGCAUUGUUUAUGCAAAUAUUUAGAAAUUUUAUCUUGAUAUUUAGAAGCCUUUUUCUUACUAGCAAAAUGGAUGAGAUUACACUGAAACCUGGUGCAGUAUGCACCAAUAGAAGAACAAAGUGUCGAGGGAGAUCGCAAUGCUUGCCACAAACCAUGAGGUUCCACGACAUGCCGUUUGUAUCAUGGCCUCUGGUUUGAUCAAAAAGUGAUUCAUUUUCUUGUAAUCAUGUCUCCAAAUGUAUCUUUUAACUUGAACUCCAUGAAUUCAUAUGUUUCUGAUAUGAUUAUUGUUUACUACUGUUUUCAGGUACUGGGUACAUGCCAUUGAUUAUAUUGGGUGAAGAAAAUAAAAUAAACUUGCAUGAAUGAA
Messenger RNA from Hemiscyllium ocellatum (epaulette shark), 4836 nucleotides. RefSeq names its product protein-glutamine gamma-glutamyltransferase 2-like. Bases 266 to 2347 code for a protein of 693 amino acids. Gene Ontology annotation, biological process: peptide cross-linking. The transcript is spliced from 14 exons. Gene Ontology annotation, molecular function: protein-glutamine gamma-glutamyltransferase activity. NCBI's taxonomy places the organism in Eukaryota, Metazoa, Chordata, Chondrichthyes, Orectolobiformes, Hemiscylliidae. The record is from RefSeq and is a predicted model, not a curated record.